Molecule: messenger RNA, 1356 nt
Organism: Lecanosticta acicola
Lineage: Eukaryota; Fungi; Ascomycota; Dothideomycetes; Mycosphaerellales; Mycosphaerellaceae
Source: the annotation of a GenBank genome assembly
AUGACCGCCGUCACAAGCAUAUGGAGUGGCUUCUCACUCCGUGCACGCAUUGCAGUCGCAUUCAUCACGCUUCUCCCGCUCUAUUAUGCCUCCUUCCAAUUCCGAUAUCACGGUAGCGCCCCGAGCUUCAUGACGAAUCUUCGCCCUCUGAAGGAAAUCCCGCAACAAGUCUUCGUCGAAACCGCUCUGCAGCACCAAGUCUCGGAUCCCUUCGACAUCGACCCACUCCGCGAACUAUGUCAGAAUCGCAAACCGAGAAACGAUAUCAUCAUCAGCUGCGCUCCCGGGACCGGAGGAGUUGGCAACAUCCGCAGCUAUAUGCUCCACUGCACGCGCUUCGCCAUGGAAGCAGGCGCCUCCAUGCUCCUCCCCCAUUUCCACCGUCGGUCCAAGAGCGAUCUGUUCGAAUUGUUCGGCGACGUGGCGGAUUUCGAACACUUCUUUGAUCGCGAGCACUUCGUCACGACCAUGCAGAGUGCCUGUCCGCAUAUGCAGAUCCUCGACAGCCCCGAAGAGGAUUGGAGUAAUGCGAACACGGAAAUCCCCCACUGGGGCCUCGCCCUCAACGUUUCCACCCAGUUGCACCCGAGCCCCUGGAGGCGGGAAUUCGACGCCUGGUUCGAGGAGAACUUCGCGCAAGUCCCGAAACCCGUCCUCCUCACCUCGGGGGACCCAGGGCGCGAUCGAGCGGUCAUGGACGACGGGAUGGGCGUCUACUACACCAUCGGCCGCGUUUUGGAAUUCCGCCCGGACGCGCGGCGCUUGGCCAUGCUCUGCGUCGAGGCCCUCUCCCGCCGCUUCCACCUCGCCAUCGACCCGACGCGCAACAUCUACCCCCACUCCUACAUGGGCGCACACCUCCGGCUCGACAGCGACGCCGUCAAAGCCGGCUGGCCCGUCGAUUUCGAGCAGCAGACGGACUGGUACAUCAACCAGACCCUCACGCACGACCUGCGCACCAUCUACGCCGCGGGCGGCACGGAUUCCGACCUCGCGCGCUUCGCCGCCAAAGCGAAGAACUUCCAGAUCGACGUGGUCUCCAAGCACGAACUCCUGCUUGGGAACGAGUUGAAAGAAUUGAAGAAUCUCCUGUGGGAUCAGCGCGGGCUGGUGGAUUUCGAAGUCUUGUUGCGGGGGAGUCAGUAUGGGGGUUACGCGAGGAGUAGUUUCAGUCAUAAUAUCGCUUUCCGCAGGCGGUACAAUAGCUUCAUGAAGGAUGGUGGUGGCGGUGGGGAGGGUGCCAGGGAUCCGUUUUUGGAAAGCGUGGAGAAUCAUUAUCAGGAUGAGCUGUCGGUUGUUUAUGGGCGGUUUGAUGCCGCUUGGGAGGAUGAGGGCGUGCGGACCAUGUGGCCUUGA